UGGGAGUUGAGCAGAAAACAGCCUCAGCGAAGCUAUUAAAAUCCACCCGUGCGGCACUGUGUGACAGCCAUAAAAGAGGGCCCGUCCCCCACUCGAUGCUGUACAAACCGCUUCCGAUCUACGUACCAGACAUCAGCCGGAUGGAUACCGGUCAGCGCAAUUGAUCGUGGUCUCAACCCAGCCCACCCGUCGUCAAGACAAACGCAGGCCUGACUUACUGGCCGUGGGACUCUCUCCAGAAAAGCAGCCUCAGAGGAUGGCCACAGCAGGACACCAGACAGGAAGAUCAGACAGCAGAGUAUUUGAAGCCACUGGGAUUUUGACAUGUUACAUUCUAAGGAGCCCUGUAGAGUGAAAUCCACUCCAGGAAUCUGUGAUCCGCUGAGUUAUUGUAAGUAGCUCUAAACUGGCACAUAGUCAGUUUGACCCCAAAUUGAUCCUCUCACUAAAUCAAAACUAAAUCCACCUCUUUCUUUGGAGGGGAAAUUGACACACACUCACGCACACCUCCAAAUCAGUCAUCGUCUCAAUUUCUUUUUAAUUUAAGCCCACUCAGGCCUCUUCUGCCUUCUCCUCCCCAUGUGCUGAGAAAAGGAAAGCGAAAGCCUGGCUGGCUGCCCAGCCCCGAAGUCUCUGCUUGGGAGGAGCCAGCGAGGUUUCUGCUCACCAUGACUCAGGUCAAGUGCUGGCCAGCCCGGGGAGGAGACCAGGAAGUGCCGGGGGUAAAAGGGGGGAACUGAAGGCACUUUUCAGCAAGUUGCGAGAAGUUGGCUGUGGUGGGGACUGGCCCAUUGCUCAGAGCUGCGAGCCCGGGGGCGGGGAGAGAAGUGAAACUUACAAUAACUUUUUGUUAUUGUUUGGGUCGCUUUUUGUUUUUUUGGAUCGUGGUUGUGUCUGGCUUCUCCCAACGCCUGAGCCCCCAUCAGCUCAGGGCCAGGCAGCCUGGGCAGCGCCCCCCCAAAAAAAUAGAAGAGAAGAGGGGAAAAACUACAAGCAAUAGGCGCCCCCCCCCCUUGCAGUUGGACGCUGCUGGAAGACAGGUGGGGUGCGGAGACCCGGCUGCUGUGAAGGCGGAGCUGGCUGCAGCGGGGCUCUCCCCUGGAGGAUUGGGCUGCGUCGAGGCGCCCCAUGGCGGCCGGCAGUGAUGCCCCUGCGGCCCCGCCGUGCGCCCGGCUCGCUCGCCUCAAACGCUCCCGCCGUUUGGCGUUCCGCCUCCCCGUUGCGCUGCAGAUCAAGGCCCAGGCGCAGCUGCUCCGCCACCGUCCCCCAGAGCCGGCUGGGGCCGCCGCAGCCCCCAGCCUGCCCUCCCCGGCGCCCCCCGCUGGCGACCCCCACGGGGAGCGAGUGGAGCUGGCGCUGCGGGAGGCGGAGGCGGCUCCGGAGCUGGCCCCCGAGGCCGGGCCUGGGUGCGAGGAACUGACCUUGGACCACCUGCUGGAGAUCGUGGCCCAGCUGGAGUACCACACCCACCCCGAAGAUGGGGUGGAGAUCUGCCCCCUCUUCCUCCUGGGCUGCUGCUUCUCUGGGGCCUGCUGCCCCCAGCACCACACCCUGCUGCCCUACCACUGGCAGCUGUGGCAGACGGCCAGCCUCCCGCCUGGCUGGCUGAGCGUCGGGCCCGAGGCCCACGAGACGCUGGAGCGGCUCUACAGCGACCCCGAGCGCACCCUUGUGCGGGCCUCCUACCAGGGGGUCGCCUUCGACAUCGACCUGGUGGCCAUGCAGGUGUGGAACAGCCCCCGCUUCAGCCGGGUCCGGCGCCUCGGCACCUCGUCCGCACCUGGCUCCCCCUUCGGCACCACCCACGUCUACUACUGGCGAGCGCUCGGCGGCUGGGAACCGUACAGCCAGCCCUUCACGGAGAGCAUUGAGACGGCGCUGUGGAGCGGGCAGCAGGAGGCGCUGUGCAGCACGGCCGAGCACAGCUACCAGCUUAACCUGCGGGCCGGCUACCAGCGCAACCUGGCUACGGGCACCCUGCGCCCCCUGCGGGCCCGGCCCGUCUUCCGCGCCCCCGCCCUGCUGCUGCCGGAGCUACGGACGCUCUCCGGCAGCCUGUACCUGGGCCCCCCGCCAGCCCCGGGCCCCCCCCCGGCGCAGCCCUACCCCGAGACCUGGGUGCCACUGGCCCCCGGGCAGGACUGGCACCAGGCUCCGGUGGCGGUGGAGGAGCGCGGCUUCCGCCUCAUCUACGGGCUCUUCCACAAGAGCCUGCCCGAGGCACGGUACCGCCUGGAGCGCGUCUGGCGGGUGCAGAACCCCUUCCUGUGGGACAAAUACAAGCGGAAGCAGAGCCACAUGAGCCGGCAGAUGUCCCCGGAGCAGCGGCUGCGGAACGAGCGUCACCUCUUCCACGGGACAGCGGCGGGUGUGGUGCCGGCCAUCUGCAAACACAACCUGGACCCCCGUCUGUCAGGGAAACACGCCGCCAUCUACGGGCAGGGCAGCUACUUCGCCCGCCGGGCCAGCUACUCCCACCGCUACGCGCCCCCGGCCGAAGCCGGCCUGCGCCACGUCUUCCUCUGCAAGGUGCUGGUGGGGCGCUCGGCCCUGGGGCAGCCGGCCCUGCGCCGGCCCCCGCCCCUGGACCCCGGCGACCCAGCCAGCGACCUGUAUGACUCGUGCGUGGACAGCCUGAGCGACCCCCAGAUCUACGUUGUCUUCGACAACGACCAGUGCUACCCCUACUUCCUCCUCCAGUACCGCGAGCUGGAGGAGGUGGUGAAGGUGGACUGAGGAAGAACCCAGGAGUCCUGCGGCCAACCCCAGCUGGAGUGAGGGGGAAAGAACCCAGGAGUCCUGCGGCUGCCCUCUGGAUUUUCCGGCUCUGUCUUCAAGGGGGGAUGGGGCUGCCCCCCCAGGAGAUGACGGUGUGGGGUGGAUACAAGGAGGCCAGAGGGACAGGAUGUCCUGUGGAAGGGGCCAGUGCAGCCGUGAUUGGUCUGGGUUGGGUCCAGCCGGAAGUGAUGUCACGAGACCCAAUCCGUCCGCCUGGGGUCCAGAAGGAAGUGAUGUCAUUCUACAGCAGGCUGUGAUGACAUUGGACCCAACCCAGCCGCUCUGGGUCCUGCAGGAAGUGACGUCAUGCUACGGGACUCCAGCAGGAAGUGACGUCCGCCAAUGGGCUUGGCUGCUCGCAGGCCUUGAUGUCACGUAUGAAAGCUACGCCAGGCCAUGAUGUCAUUACAGAGCCAACCAACGGGGUGCAGGACCAGUGGGAGGCCCCGCCCACUCUUACAAACCAGAUUCUGAUUGGACACAAACUAAGCGUGGCCCACAGGAGGCCCCGCCCACUUUGCCAAACCUGCUCCCGAUUGGCAGAGAGGGCUGUCUAGCUGAACUUGAACCUGGGACUUGCCUACAGGCGUCUCCUGCUGCUUUACCAAGGGGGCGUGGGGCUGGUUGUAGGGUCCAGGCUUGGGCCAGG
Trachemys scripta elegans is the source of this 3427-nucleotide messenger RNA. RefSeq names its product protein mono-ADP-ribosyltransferase TIPARP-like. The coding region runs from base 1129 to 2736 and encodes 535 amino acids. Gene Ontology annotation, molecular function: NAD+ poly-ADP-ribosyltransferase activity. The transcript is spliced from 9 exons. The record is from RefSeq and is a predicted model, not a curated record. NCBI's taxonomy places the organism in Eukaryota, Metazoa, Chordata, Testudines, Emydidae.